AUGACACAUCCUCCGUAUCGUUCGCAGCCAUUCUCUUAUUCAAAAUUAAAAAUACCUCAAUAUGAAUUAGAAGGUGAUGGAUGUUCAACUAAAGUUAUUGUUAAUUCAAUUGCACGUUUUCGUCUUCGAAUAAAAUCAUCAACAACUUCAUAUUAUAAUAAUUCGUUGGUCGAUUUAUUUUCUUUAUCAAUUCUUGAUCCAUUUGGUCAUGCAAUAGUCGUUCAACGUCGUAUUAUUUCAAUGGAUUCUCUUGAAUUAACAUAUCAACCAAUGUCUAUUGGUGAACAUCAAUUAAUAAUAUUAUUUAAUAAUAAAAUUCAUCGUCAAUUAACAAUUGAUGUUAUACAUGAUGAAUCAAAUUAUUUAUCAAAAUUAAAACCAUUUGGACCUGGUCUUAAACGUGCAAUUGUUGAUUUACCAACUGAAUUUUAUGUUGAUCUUAAUCAAACAAUAAAUAGUGAUAUACAUUUUCGUUUAGAACCAUCAUAUCAAGCUGAAAUUGAUUAUGAACAACAAUUAGCAACUGUACGUUAUGUACCAUUGAAAGAAGGCAAUUGUCCUAUACAUAUUCUUGAAAAUGAUAAAGAUAUUUUACAUUCACCAUUUAUUGCUCAAGUUGAAAAAAAUAUUACACAUCGUGAAAAACCACGUAUACGUGUUAUCGGUUUAUCAAAAGAAAUUAUACUUCAUCGACCUGUUGAAUUUCAAGUCUUUAUUGAUAAUCCAUUUGAUGAUUCAAACAAUUCACUGCAUGUUGAUAUAUUAACAGAUGAUGAUCAAUCUCCAUCUGUAUCAAUACGUCGUCGUCAUCGUUCCUCAUAUAUAUGUUCAUUUAUACCCAUUACAUUAAAUAGACAUUUAAUAUCAAUUGAUUAUGCUAGUAUUGUUGCUGAAAAUAAUCCAUUUUAUUGUCAAUCAAUACAAGAAAAAGAUAUUUUAUUAGCUGGUCCAGCUAUAGAUAAUCAAUGUUUAACAUUAAAUCAACCGACACAUUUUUGUUUUACAUUAAAAGAUUUUCUAGCAACAAAUUUUAAUGAUAAAAAUUCAACAUAUGAAAGUGGUUAUAGUUCAAAUGAUGAUAUAUCAUCAAAAUCAUCUUUAUCAUCAUCAUCAACAGAUAUUCGAACAUUAACACAUGAUGAAGAUGAUACUAAUAAUUAUCAUGUUAAAAUAACUGAUGGACAUGGAAAUAUUAAAUCAAAUAUUCUUGUUAAAGAAAGUUUUGAUCGAAAAAAAGAGAAUACUGUACGUGUUGAUUUUACACCGGAUGAACAAAUUUUGUAUAUAAAUAUAUCGUGUACUUGUUCUACUACAUUUGAACCACAAAUAACAUCAACGCCAAAAAAAUUUGAUACAACUCUUAUUUUUCCAAAUUUAUGUUCUACACGACGACCGGCUCAUAUUCGUUGGUCAUUAUCAAAAUAUACUCCUCGUCCUGUUGAUUCAUCUACUCCGAAUACGAAAAAAAUCAAAAAAUCUGCAGUUCCUGAUCUUCAUCGUUUAAUUUAUCCACUAACAACAACAAACAAACACUCAAUGAAAGUUUGGGUGUUAUAA
This is a messenger RNA of Rotaria sp. Silwood2, 1557 nucleotides long. The record is from the annotation of a GenBank genome assembly. NCBI's taxonomy places the organism in Eukaryota, Metazoa, Rotifera, Eurotatoria, Philodinida, Philodinidae.